Camellia sinensis is the source of this 632-nucleotide messenger RNA. Lineage: Eukaryota; Viridiplantae; Streptophyta; Magnoliopsida; Ericales; Theaceae. The record is from RefSeq and is a predicted model, not a curated record.
UGGCACGACUAGGCAGUUCCAUAGUAUCAUGGUGUUCAGAUGCUACACAUUUCAUAGCUGAUGGAUUUUUGCGGACAAGGAACAUGUUGGAAGCCAUUGCUCUUGGUAAACCAGUGGUGACACAUUUAUGGCUUGAUAGUUGUGGACAAGCUAGCUGUUUUAUUGAUGAGAAGAAUUACAUCCUGAGGGAUGCUAAAAAGGAAAAAGAAAUUGGCUUUAGCAUGCCAGUUUCAUUGGCUCGUGCAAGACAACAUCCACUUCUAAAAGAUCGAAGAGUCUUCAUUACCCCAAACACAAAACCUAGUAAAGAGUUGGUUACAAGCAUGGUUGAAGCAGUGCAAGGUCGGAUAGUUGAUAUAAUUCAGAAACCUGAAAUGAAGAAUGAAACAAUCCCAGAUGAUCUAUUAAUCCUUUCUUGCGAACAGGACUAUGCAGUAUGCACGCCAUUCCUUGAUAAAGGAGCAGCAAUUUACAGUUCAGAGCUUCUUCUUAAUGGGAUAAUUACGCAGAAACUAGAGUUUGAGAGGUCAGCAUGGCAAAAAAACCAUAGUAUUUUCUAUCGUUCUUGUUUUAUCCUUAUAGACAGGAAUAUAGGUAGAAAACCAUAUGAUUUUAUAUGCCUAUAUGCAUGA